CCCACGCUGAUGCUCCUGUAUGCCUGUCAUUCGCUUUAAACUGCGAGGACCCUGUUCUUUCGCCCGUUCAUCUGUGAUCUCACCCACCCCUACCCCACUUGACCGACUUCUACUCCAGCCUGCCCCGCCUUCUCUUCUUGCACCAACAACCCCGCUGCUUAGAUAUCAUACCCGGGUAUUGAGAAUGGAUGUUAGGGACAUGUCAGAGGCGUCUGCCGCUCCGGGCGAUGACCUGAAGCUUGUCAACCGGCUUAAUGAGAGCAGGAGCCCGUACGUUCGCGGACACAUGAACAACCCAGUCGCAUGGCAGAUGUGGGGACCAGAAGCCAUAACCCUUGCGAAGAAGUCGAACCGGUUGAUGUUCGUGAGUAUCGGCUAUGCGGCGUGCCACUGGUGUCAUGUCAUGGAACGCGAAUCCUUCGAGAACGCCGAAGUAGCCUCCCUCCUCAAUGCAUCCUUCAUACCCAUCAAGAUCGACCGCGAAGAACGCCCCGAUAUCGACCGCAUAUACAUGAACUAUGUCCAAGCUACGACCGGUUCUGGCGGCUGGCCCCUCAGUGUCUUCAUUACGCCCAACCUUGAACCCAUCUUCGGUGGCACCUACUGGCCAGGCCCAGGAUCGACAAUGGCCAUGGGCGAUCACAUUGGCUUCGUUGGCAUCCUACAGAAGAUUAGAGACGUAUGGAAAACCCAGCAGCAGAGGUGUCUGGAUUCGGCCAAAGAGAUAACUGCUCAAUUACGGGAGUUUGCACAAGAUGGGACCGUGAGUCGGGCGGGUAGCACAGAGCCCGAAGGCCUGGAUCUCGAACUCUUGGAUGAGGCCUAUGAACACUUUGCCGCCAAGUUCGAUCAGGUGUAUCCAGGUUUCCCACAGGGCGCGCCGAAGUUCCCCACACCGGUGAACUUGGCCUUCUUGCUGAAGCUGGGCCAGUACCCAAGUGCAGUGUCCGAUGUAAUUGGUACCAAGGAAUGCGAGAACGCCCGGGAUAUGGCUCUUUGGACGCUGCGAUCUAUGAAUAAUGGCGGCAUUCACGAUCAAAUUGGUAAUGGAUUCGCGCGAUAUUCAGUCACGCGUGAUUGGAGUUUACCACAUUUUGAGAAGAUGCUAUACGAUCAAGCACAACUCCUGCCUGUCUACCUCGAUGCAUACCUUCUAACUAAAGACGCCAAUUUUCUCUCUGCCAUGCACGAUAUUGCGACCUACCUCACCACACCUCCAAUACACGCCUCAACAGGCGGUUUCUUCUCGGCCGAAGACGCCGACUCGUUAUAUAGACCACAUGAUAAAGAGAAGCGCGAGGGUGCCUUUUACGUAUGGACGCUAAAAGAGUUCCAAACCGUUCUUGGAGAUCGCGAUGCCGAUAUUCUAGCGCGGUACUAUAACGUCAAAGACGAGGGAAAUGUGAGCCCGGAGCAUGAUGCACAUGAUGAGCUUAUCAACCAGAACGUGUUGGUAAUCAAGAGCGAUCCUAUGAAUCUAGCGAGGGAGUUUGCUUUGUCAGUGGAGGAGGUGAGUAAAAUUCUAGUAGAAGGACGAGCGAAACUACUGGAGCACAGGAAUAAGGAGCGACCGAGACCUGCGUUGGACGACAAAAUCGUGGUGUCGUGGAAUGGUCUUGCUAUUGGUGCACUGGCAAGGGCUGCUUCAGCGCUAUACUACUCGGAGCCCGACAAAUCGAAAGUAUACCUUAACGCGGCAGAAAAAGCAGCGGCAUUCAUCAAGAAAGAACUCUUCGACAGCUCGUCGCAUACAAUGAAGCGCAUCUACCGCGAGGGACCGGGAGACGUCCCUGGUUUCGCAGACGACUACGCCUACUUGAUCGCUGGGCUCAUUAACCUAUACGAAGCAACCUUCAAUGACUCGUAUCUCCACUGGGCGGAUGAUCUACAGAAAACACAAAUCAAAUUAUUUUGGGACCAAGACCACGGAGGUUUUUUCUCCACGCCCGAGAAUCAAGAAGACUUGAUCAUGAGAUUGAAAGACGGCAUGGACAAUGCUGAGCCAGGAACCAACGGUGUCUCAGCCCGGAAUCUAGACAGGUUAGGAGCGCUAGUAGAAGAUGAGGAGUAUAGUAAGAAAGCACGAGAUACAGCAUCGGCAUUUGAGGCGGAGAUUAUGCAGCAUCCGUUUCUUUUCGCUGGGAUGAUGGACACUGUCGUCGUUGGUAAGCUCGGUUUGAAGCAUUCCGUCAUAACGGGAGAAGGCGAGAGGGUGGAGGAAUGGCUCAAGCGGUAUCGGGCUAAGCCAUCUAGCCUCGGGGCCGUGAGCAGAAUAUGCGCGGGUAUGGGUGAGUGGCUAAAAGAGAGAAAUCAACUAGUCAAGAGUAUGGAUGCAAAUAAGGAAGGAGUAAUGAUUUGCGAACAAGGCGCUUGCCGAGACGAUCUCGAGAUGGGCAUGGCAAGUCUGGGGGAGGCGAUUGAGGAGGUGAAGUGGAAGGGGAAUAAGGAGUAAGAGAUGUGGGGUUAAGUUAAAUGUGCAAAGGUGGGGUAAUGCGGAGAGUACAGAUGGUGUUUAUCUUAUGGACGGCGUAGGGUUUAGGUGUCUGAUAUCCCUUCCUUCCGCCCUGAACCCUAGCUUUAGACCCCAUACACAGCGUUGUAAUAGGCUUUAGGCAAAGGGU
Molecule: messenger RNA, 2621 nt
Organism: Lindgomyces ingoldianus
Lineage: Eukaryota; Fungi; Ascomycota; Dothideomycetes; Pleosporales; Lindgomycetaceae
Exons: 4
Coding region: 185-2452 (755 amino acids)
Biological process (GO): carbohydrate metabolic process
Source: RefSeq, a predicted model, not a curated record